Messenger RNA from Rotaria sp. Silwood2, 408 nucleotides. The record is from the annotation of a GenBank genome assembly. Lineage: Eukaryota; Metazoa; Rotifera; Eurotatoria; Philodinida; Philodinidae.
AUGAAUCGAUCAUCACAUAAGAAACAUGGUUCUUCAUCAUUUAAUAAAUUUGUUGCACGUCUUCAACGUACAUUUUCUUCUACAAAUACCAAAUCAUCAACUAUUGUUAUUCAACAACAGCAACAUCAUACUCAUUCAUCAACAUUUUCAAAUCGUUUUCAAUUAUCUGAUAUACUUUAUAAUCCAUCACGUCCAAUCGAAUAUCUUAGCGAAAUAAAAAAUCAAAAUGAUAAUUCUUAUUCAUUUUCUAGUUAUAAUUCAAUAAAUACUCAGCAUGAAGAUGAAUUUAAUUUAUCACAAAUGAAUAUAAGUAUGAAUAACAAUUAUGAUCAUUGUUUACAACAAAAAUUUAUCAAAUUACCCAUUCGAUUACAUUCAACAGCUAUUCAUGAUAUUAGCAAUUGUUGA